AUGGGCAAUCACACUGCAGUGAGCACCUUCCUUCUGUGGGGAUUUUCCAGUUUCCCAGACCUGCAGAGUCUCCUCUUUGUGAUGAUUUUCUUCUCCCAUGCAACCAUUCUUGCUGCAAAUGUGUCCAUAAUGGUGGCCAUCAAGCUCACUCGCCACCUGCACACCCCCAUGUACUUUUUCCUCUGUGGCCUGGCUUUUUCAGAAACCUGUACCACUGUGGUAAUCAUACCCCGCAUGUUAGUGGACUUGCUAUCAGACAGUAAGACCAUCUCUCUUCCUGAGUGUGCCACACAGAUGUUCUUCUUCUUUGGCUUGGGAGGCAACAACUGCUUCAUCAUGGCUGCCAUGUCCUAUGACCGUUACACUGCUAUUCACAACCCGCUGCACUACCCUGUCCUGAUGACCCGGAAGAUCUGCUUUCAGCUGAUGACGGCCUCCUGUGUCACUGGGAUUGUGGUGUCACUGUGUAUUGCCCUCAUAGUAUUCAACUUGUCUUUCUGUGACUCCAACAUCAUCCAGCACUUUUUUUGUGACAUCUUGCCUGUGGUCUGCCUGGCUUGUGACUAUACGCCCUAUCACGAAAUGGCUAUAUUUAUGCUCUCUGCCUUUGUGUUGGUGGGCAGUUUUAUCUUAAUUAUGAUUUCCUAUGUCUUCAUUGGGUCCAUAGUUAUAAAGAUGCCUUCUGCCAAAGGGAGGUAUAAGGCUUUCUCAACUUGCUCCUCCCACCUCACUGUGGUGUGCAUGCACUACGGAUUUGCUGGUUUUAUCUAUUUGAGGCCCAAGGACAGUGACUCAUUCCGUGAAGAUAUGCUGAGGGCUGUGACCUACACAGUGCUGACACCUCUGCUUAAUCCCAUUGUUUACAGUCUAAGAAACAAAGAAAUGCAGAUUGCCUUAAGGAAGGUACUAGACAGUACACACAGGUUCAUCCCUCAGAUGGUAAAUAAAAGGACCCUGAACAUUUAA
Molecule: messenger RNA, 966 nt
Organism: Vicugna pacos (alpaca)
Lineage: Eukaryota; Metazoa; Chordata; Mammalia; Artiodactyla; Camelidae
Source: RefSeq, a predicted model, not a curated record